Klebsormidium nitens is the source of this 1323-nucleotide messenger RNA. NCBI's taxonomy places the organism in Eukaryota, Viridiplantae, Streptophyta, Klebsormidiophyceae, Klebsormidiales, Klebsormidiaceae. The record is from the annotation of a GenBank genome assembly.
GCUUUCUGGCUCAGCUAGGGCGGCCAAACGUGAUCCUGAGGUAGCUGGAGACGUGAAGCAGCUCUUGGAGAAAGGGUUUGAUUGGUCUGCUCCCGUGCCAAAAUGGCGGCGUUUCGCACGGAUCAGAAACUGAGCAUGUCUCUGGAUGAGGUGAUUGCGGAGGGUCGUUCUGGAGGGGGGGGAGCGGUGAGGAGGGCAACCCGGGGAGGGUAUCGGAGUGCUCCCUACAGGGUGGGAGGGAGGUUUGGCAGCAGCCCGGGGUUGUGCCUAAACUGUCACAAGCCAGGCCAUCUUGCUCGUGAUUGCACUUCAGAGGCAGUGUGCAACAAGUGUGGUUCACCUGGGCACUUGGCAGCUGAUUGUGUCAGCGACCCUCUGUGCCACAACUGCAAGCAGUCUGGUCAUCAGGCCCGAGAGUGCCCCAAUGCAGCCGUGUGCAACACCUGCGGCCAGCCUGGGCACUUCUCCAGGGAGUGCCCGAGCAUGGGAGCAGGCAUGGGUGGCAUGGUGUCUCGCUCACAGCUCUGCAACAAUUGCUUCAAGCCAGGACACAUUGCGGCUGAGUGCGGCAACCCGCAAGCGUGCGCCAACUGUCACAAGCCGGGCCACAUUGCGAGGGAGUGCACGUUUGACCCUGUCUGCAACACCUGCGGCAAAGUAGGCCACUUGUCGCGCGAGUGCGCCAUCCCCGCUCCUGGACGCGCUCCUCUGGGAGGUGGUGGCCCAGCACGCUCGAUGCUCUGCAACAACUGCUUCCAGCCAGGGCACAUUGCGGUGGAGUGCUCCUUCAGCCAGGCUUGUGCCAACUGCCACAAGCCAGGGCACAUCGCUCGCGAGUGCACCGACGCCCCUGUCUGCAACACCUGCGGCACAAUUGGGCAUAUCUCGCGGGACUGUGCCCGUUUCACCAGCUCUGUGCGCAGUUUCCGUGGGCCGGCCAGCUUUGCGGAGGUCUGCUAUAAUUGCAAGAAGGCAGGCCACCUUGCGAGGGACUGCACUGCGGCGACCAUCUGCAACAAUUGCGGUGGCAGGGGGCAUCUUGCCCUGGAGUGCCCUUCAGACCCCCAAGUGCGUGCUCGCCGGUAGUGUUGUUUUGCGAUGAGGGCAGCUUUGGCCUAGAUACAAAGACCGAGUCAGCACUUUAUGCAAUUUUACCAACUUCAGCUCAGCUUAGGUUCAAUGUUUUUCAGAUUACCAACUUAAGUCUGCCCAGCUUCUACCCAGAAACAAUUGGAUUUUGGCAGCUGCAUUGCUCACUUAGCGUUGAAGCCUUAACUUGAUUGGAUGACAGGCUGCUGCCUUCGUAAACAUCAGUGAUUCAUA